Molecule: messenger RNA, 4623 nt
Organism: Gigantopelta aegis
Lineage: Eukaryota; Metazoa; Mollusca; Gastropoda; Neomphalida; Peltospiridae
Exons: 25
Coding region: 7-4623 (1538 amino acids)
Source: RefSeq, a predicted model, not a curated record
UUCAGAAUGUAUAACAAUUUCUAUGAGGGAGAGUUUGUCCUGUACAAACAUUCUACACUGCCUUACGAGGUUCACAGUUUUUAUCGAUCCUGUAAUGACAAAGCGUCCUGUAACUGUGCCGUAGCGGUGCGCAUUGACGAUGACGUGAUUGUGGUGGACCGAUGUGGCGCGAGUCGUGAAACUCGCAGGAGGACACCAAUGAGAGUGAAGGUUUUCCGCAAUGGUCAGAUGACUCCCGGAGUCAGAAUCCUUAGAUACUAUGGAGGCAAGAAGUAUGAGAUCAUCCUACCUACAGGCACGGUGGUCAGGGUACAGAACGGGAAAGGGCGGACACCGGAGUUCAUCAACGUCUGGAUCAUUGCAUCACCAGCAGAUUUCGAGAACACAAAAGGUCUGUGUGGCACGUUUGACGGGGAUACGAAGAAUGAUCUGACCAAUCCUGAUGGGACGGUAUACAGGACCAGACUGCGUCAACCUGACGAAUACUCACUCAAGUGGAGGGUUGAAGUGGAUGCCACCCUGUACAACGGUUACUGCCCUGAUGAUGCUGCUGAGUUGGAGAGUUCUGCCGAAUACUGUGACUGUCGUCAAGGACUUGACGUCAGUGAUGACGAUUGCAGUAGCACCAAGUUUCUGCUCGACUGCUCACCACCGGCGGAAACCGGCCACAGAACAAAGAGGACACGAUAUGUGGAUCUGACUGGUGAUCUGAUGCAGACGGCUGUGAGUCCCUCCAAGUGCGGCAGUCUCGACCAGGGAGAAAUCUUCCAGUUUGACAUCAACUAUGUCUCUCCGACUGCAGUCUGGCCGACUCCGAGCGGGUUAGAGUUCAAAGAAGUCAAGACAUACUGUGAACAGGCCGUGAUGGCGUCCUCGGCUGCCAGUCGGUGCCGCGGCACCAUCGGAACAAGUUACAAGACUAUGCUGGAAUCCUGCAUCAUGGAUGUACAGAUAACAGAUGACAAAUCAUGGGCUAAAGAAAUGUUGGGCAACAUCAAGGAACAGUGCUUGACGAUAUUAUCGUUCGAUAUUUCCAUUUGGAUCCGACUUAAUGGAACUUUACAGAUUCCAGACAUCUUCGGUUCCAUCUGUUCUGAUGAUUGCAGUAGUCAUGGAAACUGCUCACAAGGAACUUGUGAAUGUGAAGAGAACUUCAUUGGCGAUGACUGCUCUGUGGAUUCGCGAACUCCCCCCACGUUGCUCUCUCUGAAAAUAGAUCUGUGUGACAUACGAGAACUCGACUCUUGUACUGACAUUGUUGUGUUUGGUGGUCCAUUUGUCAAGUCAGAUAAACUGGUCUGCCACCUCACAGUUCUCACUAAAGUGGAUGCUGGCAGCUACCAAGAAGGAGAUAAGUCUCAAAUAAAGCCAGUUUUCAUCAGUUCAGAGAUUGUCAUAUGUCGCCUGACAGUUGCGGGUACCUACAUGGUUGCCAUUAGUAAUGAUGGAGUUACAGUUAGCCAAUAUUUGAGAUACAUCACUUAUGACUCGAACUGUGAUACUUGCACAUUGGAGAAAUGUACAACUCGGAAUGACAUCUGUGUGAUUGGCAACAUGUGCUACCUGCCUGGAUCAGUGAACCCGGGUAACAGAACACAAAUGUGUGACCCGACCACAUCAGUUAACACCUGGAGUAUUCUUGUUGUGACCGAAGUGAAGAUCACCCGAUACGGCUUCCUCAGGUUAAUUGGCAAUAUUCUGCUGACACUAGCCGGCAAUCUGACUGUCCACAACAACCCGGUGUUUACCCUGGGCCCGACCGGCGGCAAUGCUCUGCUUCUCAAUGGCAAACAACAGUUCAUCGACUUCGGCGACCUUACAGACAGUUGCCUGGGCAACCUGGCGCUGUGCCGAUUCGGUCUAACCGCGUCCUUCAACCUCAAGGUCCUGACAUUCAGGAAACACAUGUAUAUCUUCUCGAGCGGCGACGACAACAUGGGAGGGAUGUCCAUGUGGUGGAAGGGCCAGCACCUGUACCUGCGCGUGGUCACCACAGACCGUGAGUGGGUUGUCAAGGCUAGGUUCAGGGAGCGAGGUCUCAUCAACAGGUUCAUCAAGGUGGAGUUCUCCUGGAGUGUGCAGGCCGGGCUCAGUCUCUACUUUGACGGCGUCCUCGUUGACACAAAAACCAAGGCGAAGAAAGUGAAAGGAUCUCGGAGGUUCAGUCACCGGUUCUAUAUUGGCCGUCAUUUCAGCAGGAAAGAGUUCGCUCACUGCGUCAUCUCCGACUGGAACGUGGUGUUUGCACAGAAGGACAUUAUCAAAGACUUUGAGAUCAAGCUCGAUCUUCCUGAGUUUGAGAAACGCCCUGAACUUGUUGUGUCACAGACCAAUGUCUCUCAGAUUGUCAUCUUCACAUGCUCGGUCAGUGCACUGGAUCGGCCGCAUCUUGAAUACCACGCCAGGUGGCAGCACAACGAGAAAAUCCUCAUCUCGGAGCAGAUGCAAAACCCGUCAGAUAACUUGUACGUCCACACUAUCAAUGAAUCGUUCAUCGACUCUCUGCAAUUUGGAGACAAGCUUUUUUGCUCCGUGUCUGCCUGUGACGCUGGAAACUGUGAUCAAACCCGCGGCCCCUGGAGACAAAGUAUACCUGUUGUUGCACAAGUCAAGCUGUUAACGAAGACAGUGACGGUGUACGAAGGUUCAGUGGUGAGUUAUGUCGACGUGCGAUGUAGCAUCCCACCACGCCUGCUGUGUACGAUGCGGGACCGCGACGCAGGCUGCAGCCUUGUCGUGACGACCGAGCUCAAGCGAGAGAGACGAGAACAGAGGUGUCCGACGGGCUUCGAGGUCUCGCAGGCCGUGUUUGUGAUGGACACGAUGCAGGCCGCCCAGGAGCCGUGUCAGUACCAGAUUGACGGACACGCCUGGAUGAACACACUUAGGAUCCCAGUGAAGGGCUCAAUCGAUGACCUCAAGGACCGCGACAAGAAGCGAGACAUCAUCAUCACAGCUCACGUCGUCAUCACAGACCUCGUGGUGCAGUCUGUCGUCGUGGGACAAGUUGACCUCACAGUGAAAGACCGAGACAGGAGCGCCCUGUGUUUGUCUUCAGGAGAUCCUCACUUCACAACAUUUGACAAGAAGCAUUACAACAACUAUUUGGAGGGAGAAUUCAUUCUUUACAGACACAAGACUCUCCCAUAUGAAGUUCGAACCUUUCUUCGGAACUGCAAUGGCAAGGCAUCAUGUAACUGUGCUGUGGCUGUCAAGUCUGGUGAUGACAUCAUCGUCAUUGAUCGCUGCGGACCGCAGAAAGCAGCCUCUGACAAACGUCGGCCGAUCGUCCCGCGGCUCUACCUCAAUGGAGAACUGACCCCUGGCACUCGUGUCAUCAUGCAGAGUGGAGGCAGGAAAUAUCAGAUAAUAUUGCCAACAGGUGGCGUUGUGACGGCACAGUAUGGAAAGAGAGUUACUGCUAACUUCCUGACCAUUUCCUACAAAGCUUCGUCGGCGGACUUCCAGAACACAGAAGGUCUUUGUGGCACGUUUGAUGGAGACAAGACCAAUGAGUUUGUCAUGAUGGGAGGGGCGCUCUACGGCGGACAUCACAAGAGACCAGACGACUUCUCCCGCAGCUGGAGAGUUGAUUACAAGGACAGCUUCUACAAUGGAAUCUGCGCUGAAACGGAGAGUGCCAGUGCUGUUGGGCAGGCCAUGUACUGUGAUUGCAUGGAGGGCAAAGUGAAAACGUGUGGCCCCAAUCUCGAUGUCAUGUCGUGCUCCGAGGGCGAACAUCGCAAAAGUAAACAUCUUAGAAAGGGUUCAGUUGACAUCACACAGUCUCUCAUUGACGUUGCCAAGGACUACGAUGUCUGUAUACCAACGCGACCGAUGGUGCCGUGGGAAUUCGAUGCUAACUACACAACUCCGGAGUUUACCUGGCCAACUGCGGGUGGCGGAAUCACCAAGGAAAAAGCAACUAAUGCCUGUAGAGCUGUUGUCGAAGCCUCAUCGGCUGCCAAAGUAUGUCAAGGUUUCGUUGUCAUGGAAACAACUUUCAGCUUGGAAUCCUGCAUUGAAGACAUUCAGAUUCUCGAUUCCCUGGACUGGGUCAGUCUGAUGGUGGACAACAUCUUGCUGAACUGUGAGGUGGAGCUCACCUCCAACAUCAACCUGUGGAUCACCUCGCAGGACAACGGUCUAGUUCAGCUGCCCGACGUCGCCGGCCGCAUCUGCACUGAUGACUGCAAUCAACACGGCACCUGUACAGAUGGUGCCUGUGUCUGCGAUGACGGCUGGAUUGGUGCUCUGUGUGACGUGUCUGCCAGCAGUCCACCAGAAAUCAUCUCUUUAGCUACACCCAUCUGUGAUAUACGAGAAGCUGCGUGCAUGGAGGUCGUGGUUUACGGACUUCAGUUUGUAGAGAACAAUAAGCUGACUUGUCAUCUGACGCUAGUUGAUGGUACUGAAGUAUCGUCAGAAGCAAUUUUUGUCAAUUCUGAGGUCAUCAAAUGCAAAGUUACCUCCCUUGGAUUGUUUAACAUCUCUGUCAGCAAUGAUGGAAACACAAAAAGUAAUAUGUUUGUGUUCAUCCGGUUUGAUUCUGUUUGUCAGACAUGCACAGUAGAAAAUGGAUGUUCUGAUCGGGUAAGUUCAGUAAGGGACAGUCAUGAGUAA